This is a messenger RNA of Miscanthus lutarioriparius, 477 nucleotides long. Lineage: Eukaryota; Viridiplantae; Streptophyta; Magnoliopsida; Poales; Poaceae. The record is from the annotation of a GenBank genome assembly.
AUGGCAGGUAAUGGUGGGAAUAUCCCCAAAUUUGGUGAGUGGAAGACCACUGACGGGGGCUCCCCGUAUACCAUGUACUUUGAGAAUGCGAGGAAGCGAAGGAACAACAGUGGCAUAUCGGUUCCCCCUGAGGCAUCUCCAGCUCGCACUAACACUGUCCCAAGUGGCCAUAGAACCCCUCCACGAGCUCCUGAUGUCAAGCCACUGAGACAACAGGACGGCGCCAACCGCUCGCGAAACCAAGCCAAAGCUGCACAAGGUAGCUCAGUGCCAACAUGGGGCCAGUGGAAUGAAAGCAACAGUGGUGCAGGUGCUCAGCAGUAUACACUUGUGUUUGACCAACUAAGGGAGGAAAGGAGGAGUGCUCCUCCAACACCUAGCAUCGAGCAACCACAACAACCUACUCAGAAUCGAUCCACUCAACACGAUCUCUAUGAGCAUGCACCCAAGGGAUUUAAAUGUUGUGGGUUGUUUUGA